Sphenostylis stenocarpa is the source of this 912-nucleotide messenger RNA. The record is from the annotation of a GenBank genome assembly. Lineage: Eukaryota; Viridiplantae; Streptophyta; Magnoliopsida; Fabales; Fabaceae.
AUGUUCCCACAUAGCCUUAUAGGUGCUGCUGCCCUUCAACAGAUGUUGCAUCAUCAUCAUCAUCAUCACUUUCCAACCCCAAUGGAACAGCGUUCCAGGUGGAAACCCAACAUUGAGGUCGCACCCAAUUGCCCUCGUUGCGCUUCCACCAACACCAAAUUCUGUUACUACAACAACUACAGCUUGUCGCAGCCCCGGUAUUUCUGCAAAGCCUGCAGACGCUACUGGACCAAAGGUGGCUCUCUCCGCAACGUCCCCGUCGGCGGCGGCUGCCGCAAGAACCGCCGCGGAAAGUCCUCCUCGCGCCACCACCCAACCCAACGCUCUUUCAACUCCGCUUCCGAGGACACGGAGUCUUCACUUGAUGAUGCCCAUCCAAACAACAACGGGUCUCGUGAAAUUGACAUGGCCCUUGUGUUCGCCAAGUUCUUGAACCCCAAACAACAAGUUGCAGAGGAUCACAAUGGCUCGUCUUCUUCCAACAAUUACUUAACGCCUGAGAGCGUUGAAACCGAGAGUGAUAUUGCAGCUGUUCAGUCCCAGAACAGGGGUUCGUCGGAUCUUGUCCUCGAAGAGUUUGACGCUGAUGCAGUGGUGGGAAUUGGGAAUUUUGGAAGGGAGGAAUUGAGUUUGGGUGAGAUUAACGAGUUGGAGAGGCUUCUGGGUGUGUGUGGUGAUGAAGAUGGUCUCUGGUGUGAUGCUACCUUGUCCUCUUCGGUUACUUGGGAACUUCCCGUGAAGGAAAUGCCGUUGCAGGAGUUGGAAUACUCGAUGCCGUUGUUGAAUGAGAAUGAUGACCAAUUACUACCCAUCACUUCUUCAUCUACCAUGAAUUCAAUGAGCGACACUUGCUGGAGUACUUGGAGUUCCUUUGAUCCUUCAACCAUGGAGGUGUUCUCGUCAACUCCUUGA